AUGGGCCCGUCGAAGGGUGAACCCGACUCCGGUCGGAGGGACUACUGGGGCGUCGUCCUCACGCAGGAUGAGUCCGAGGCCGUGUUCGAUCACUCGAUCCACAGCGUCUAUCGCCGCACCGCCGUCGCCGGAACCGCGCAGGAUGAUAAGUCCGAUCUCAAGUUUAAGGGAGGCCAUAUGCCUGACCUCACUUCUAGAUCCCGCUUCCGACAUUCCGUCGAUGACUCGUUUCGGCACACGAAGCGUCCCGGAAAGGAGAAGGGCAACGUAAAGAACGGCCUAGAUGACAAAGAUCCUUACAAAACGGAGGGUAUUCCGGCCAAUGUGACCGAACAGAGACAUGUGAAGGACACGAUCUCUGGAAGGACGAUCGAGGCUGCCCGGAUACUCCCUGGCGCUGCUGUUGGUCGCCCAUGUGAAGGCUAUAUGCCCUAUAGCCCAUCGGAAGACCUGAUAAGCAACCUUAUCAUCUUCUGGCGGGAUCCUGCUCUUUGCGACUACACCGACAAGGAGAUCCAAAAGUUGCUGGUUCAAGAGCAGAAGCAUGGCAUCCUAACAUCGUCGAUUGCUAAGGCCUUCAAGAAGUCCAUGGACGUACUUAAGGAGGAACACGGGCUCCGUCCCAAUGUUCAGUUGCCGAUUGAUGGUAUCAAGAGGGUGAUCAAGGUCGACUGUAGCGGAGGAGUCGUGGUUUCGAAGAAGGAGACGGCAGAGAUCCACAAGAUGGCUGUCGCGAAUUCCGAAGUCAAGACGCAAAAGCUGUCGCCGGAUAUACAGUCUGCGCUGGACCGGCUAGGUACUGAUCUCCGGGAGGAGUUCCACCGGUUGUAUCUACUUCGUGACCGGGAGGAUCCCGUUCCCGACUCGGCGAUGCCCCUGAAACGACCAGCAUCCCUACCUCCGCAGGGCAUGAAAUACUGGAGAGAGACUCGUGGCCCGAAGCGCUUGAAGGCUGACACUGCCCCCUCGGCCACACCCAGCUACAACAGCAGUACUACAAUUAUCUGCGAGAAACCGAAUGUGGCGAGGCUGACAGGCAAAGUUGGAGGCGAGGGCACCACGCUCAUGAAGAAGUCGCGCACUGAGGGCAAGUCGUGGGAGGAUACAGCCAAGCUGCUGGCAACCAAGCUAGACGAAUCGAUCUCUGCCAAUACCGUGCAGCAGCUAUAUCCGCCUAGCCAUCAGGCUGUCGAACCUGUGCCGCAAGCCACCAUUACCAGGCUGAGCAGCAACGCUGCACAACCAGUUCAAGCAGAUGGAGCUCGUCAAGGAGACGUCUUCCCUGUGGCCGGCAGUGCCGACAUGGAGGAACCUCACCGACCGUCCGGCAAGCUUACGCCGGCUAGACGACCAUGA
Molecule: messenger RNA, 1356 nt
Organism: Trematosphaeria pertusa
Lineage: Eukaryota; Fungi; Ascomycota; Dothideomycetes; Pleosporales; Trematosphaeriaceae
Exons: 3
Coding region: 1-1356 (451 amino acids)
Source: RefSeq, a predicted model, not a curated record